Molecule: messenger RNA, 1409 nt
Organism: Paramecium pentaurelia
Lineage: Eukaryota; Ciliophora; Oligohymenophorea; Peniculida; Parameciidae
Source: the annotation of a GenBank genome assembly
AUGUAAUAAAUAUAAAAAGAAGAGGUAUGAAUUGAAUUUACUAAGUGAGAUACCAUAUUUUAAGUAUUGUUAAAAGUUAGGUGGUGUAUAAAGAAGAGAUUUAUAUGUGUCUCCAACAAAAGCUGCAACAUUUCUACAUCUAAUCAAAAAUGUAAUUUUAAUUAAAGAUGAAGAGAUGUGAUAAGGAUACUGCUUUAAGAUUUACUUAAAGAAGAAUUUGUAAAUGGGAUACUACAAUUAAACAAGAUGGCCCUAGUAAGUGUAGGAUAUUGCGACCUAAAGAGAACAAAGAAGUAAUAUUAUUAAUUAUAUUAAUGUAGAAAAGAAUAAAUGGAUGGUAAAAUAUUGGAUUAGAAAUGUUUUAUGAAAAUAAAGAUACAAUAGCUGAUAUUAAUUAAUUGCAUUUAGAUUAAGAUAAUGAUGCAAUAUAAAAAGAAAUAGAAAAGAAUGAAAUGAAAUUAAAAAAUGAUUUUAAAAACAAAAUAGCUCAUUUACAAUAAUUUUAUAGAGAACUUAAUUAAAAAUAUAGUUUCAGUAGUAGUGAUCCUAAUUUUAAAGAAAAAAUUACUAUGGCAAAAUUAGAUUUAAUUAGUAAAAGAAAUCAACCUAUUAAAUAUCUUAAGACUAAAGGAAUGAAAUAUAUUGAAUUAUUUAAUGAGAUUAAUCAAAAUAAAAAAUUAGAUGAUCAUGAUUUAUUUAAUAGACUACAUGUUUUUAAUUAACUUAGAACUGAUGAUUUUAAAGUAAAGGAAAAAUUAUUGAGUGAUCUUUAUAAAUAAAAAAAGGAGACUUAAAAUGUAAAUCAUAAAGAAUUAUAACAUAAUAUUCAUAUUUAUGAUAAUAUUUAAGAAUAAAGUGAAUAAAUGUUAAAAAUUAUUGAUUAAAAUAAUGAUUUCUCUAUGAAUUUGAGAAAAAAUCAACAAAAAUUGAUUGUUUCAUAAAAAACUAUAGCAUUUGCUGAAGAUUUUAAUAGAACAAAAUACAUAUUCAAUUAUUCAAGUAAGAAUUAAAUGUAAAAAAUGUUUGAAAUACCUGAAAUUCCUUAGAUACCUUAAAGCACUGAAUCUAUUAAAUUAAGGAAGCAUUUUUCUUCUCCUUAAAGUUUGGAUGAUCAUUUUGAUGAUUGUCUCAAUUAAUAUGCACAUGAAGUUCUAGAAUAUUAAUAGGAAAUGCUAGACAAAGAUAUUACAACAGAAAAUAUUGAAAAGAUGUUGUAAAAAAGAGAAAAUCUAAUAUGUAGUUAGAUAAGGAAGGUUUCUAAGACUUCACAUAGUCAUUAACCUAGUAUUCACUUAGAGUUAAGUAAAAACUAACAGCAAUCUUCAAGAGAUAAAGAAUCUACAAAAACAGGAAACUCUUUUAAUAUAAAAUAACGAUCUUAUCUUGUUAGUCCAUUCAGUAAAUCAUGA